Moneuplotes crassus is the source of this 839-nucleotide messenger RNA. NCBI's taxonomy places the organism in Eukaryota, Ciliophora, Spirotrichea, Euplotida, Euplotidae. The record is from the annotation of a GenBank genome assembly.
UUAUGAACAACGUUUCAUUAUUUCCACAGAUUACCGACAUCAACGAUCCUAACUAUUUGUAUCCAGAAAAUGUGUUUGCAAAUAGCGUUGGUACUCUACUUUCAAAGGAUUCAGAUUGAAACCAUUUCGGCUGGAGUUCUUCCAUUCAAAAACACCAAGAACUCUGUCUUCAACACAAUCUAGGAGAGGAGCAAGUGUCUCAGAGUGACUUGAUAAGCAAUUAUUUAGACAACUCUUUGUUCUCGGAGAUCAGAAAACCAAAUCACUUGCACAUUCAAGAGCAACAGAUAGAUAGCCAAGCCUGCAAACAAAAUGAAGAUUGAGUCCAAGAUAAAGACUCAAAUAAUAAGAUUCUGAUAUUUUCCCCUCCUACUCUCUCAGACAAUCAGAGCUGCCAUAAACUAAAGCCAGUCAGAAAAGAUGUGCGUCUGAAGCCUCUGUUGAGGAUGGUCAGAAAAUAUUUCAGAGACAUCUUUAAAUCCCAGAACGCUAAGAUUGUCAGGAAGAGAUACAUCAACUGCAGAGCCAACGAAAUCUCACUCUGAAUGGAGGCUCUUCUCGCUGAAUUAUUUCCUCAAUUAGAAAUCACUGAAGACUUAAUUUACUACACAAUGGGGAUCCUCAACCUUCGCACAAUUCAGAGAUUGAGCUGUAACCAAAGUGUCAAAGAUGAAAUCAGUGAUUUCCAGCUCUGCUGCAAGAAGUUCUCCCAGAAAAGACUUACAAAGGCAAUGCAAUCAAAGAGUUUGAAAGUGCUAUGAGGCUACCUUGUUGAGAAUUGUGAAGACCCAAAGAUGGAUGCUUUAAGAGAAGAACUUGGCUCAGAGCAAACUAAGUAG